Messenger RNA from Adineta ricciae, 1245 nucleotides. NCBI's taxonomy places the organism in Eukaryota, Metazoa, Rotifera, Eurotatoria, Adinetida, Adinetidae. The record is from the annotation of a GenBank genome assembly.
AUGGAAGCAAACAAAGAUUCUGCAUUGCAUUAUAUUGAACUCGCUGAAAAAGCCAUACUUGCCAAUGAUAAUGAACGCGCUCUUCGAUAUCUGAAUAAAUCGGAAAGUCUCUUUCCCACACAAAAAGCUAAAGAUCUCAUAGAACGACUGAUGUAUGCGAAUUCUCACUCGACGUCAUCAUCAAGUAAAAAUAACCAUAAAACCCAUGAACCCGAAACACCAUCGGCGUCGUCAACAAAUCACGAUCAGUCAACCAGUAAUGGAAGUUCACCAACGACCAGACAAAGAACAUCCACCACAACGAAUAGUCAUUCAACUUCUUCCAAUGAUUAUACUUCAGAAGAAGCGGAAGCUGUACGAAAAGUCAAAACUUGCAAAGAUUUGUAUGAAAUUCUCGGUGUGAAUAAAUCAGCAUCUGAAGCUGAUUUAAAGAAAGCAUAUCGUAAAUUAGCGCUUCAAUUUCAUCCAGACAAAUGUAAAGCUCCGGGUGCAACAGAUGCAUUCAAAGGUAAAUCAUUUUUAUUUUUCAUUAAACUUUAUCUUCUAUUUCGAUGUUAUAUAACAGCGAUUGGCAAAGCAUUUUCCAUUCUGAGCGAUCCAAAGAAACGAGAACAAUACGAUCAGUAUGGUCACGCUAUGGAGCCACAGUAUAAUCAUCGUAGCAAUGGCGGUGGUGGACGUGGUUCUCAUCAAUAUUAUUAUUACGAAGAUGAUGAAGACUUUUCAGCCGAAGAAAUCUUUAAUAUUUUCUUUGGAUAUUCAGGACCACCAAAUCGUACGUAUCGACGUCGUCAACAAACCAAUCCGUUUCAUUUUACUACUCAUUCGCAACAUAAUCAAACGCAGAAUACAACCCAUACUCUUGCCCAACUACUGCCUUACCUGUUUCUUUUCCUUAUUUCAAUUAUCGGCACAUUUCUAGUGAGUGAACCUCAAUUUCAAUUGCAUCGUACCGGAAAAUAUACUAAUCAACGUCACACACGUUUAUCACAUGUGGAAUACUAUGUUAAACCUGACUUUCGCCCACCGAAAACCAAUGCUGAGUUGGAUAAAUUCGAGUCAUCUGUUGUUGAAGAAUACACAUCUGAUCUCCGACAUCAAUGCUAUCGUGAACAACAAUAUAAAGAGUCCAUGAUGUGGCGUGCUCGAAUGAUGAAUGAUAAUGAACUCUAUCGUCAAGCACAGAAGCAAGGGACGCCGUCCUGUGUGAAAUUAAAUGACUUUGUACAGCGUGGUCGUGCUUAA